Gongylonema pulchrum is the source of this 507-nucleotide messenger RNA. NCBI's taxonomy places the organism in Eukaryota, Metazoa, Nematoda, Chromadorea, Rhabditida, Gongylonematidae. The record is from the annotation of a GenBank genome assembly.
AUGUGUGAUUUCGGCGGUUUCUAUGCGGAAGCAUCUGCACCUGAAUUUGGCGAGCUACUGAAUGCCAAGGGACUUCCAGAAGUUUACAUCACAAGGGUCAAUAAACCAUGCCUGAUGCAGCCGAUGAAACUACACGACGCUCGUACGCCUUCCAAUGGCACUCGGAAUCAUCAGCUGGCCAUUUGCACACAGCCUCUCUUCUACUACGUCGACUGGACGCUUAUAGCCCAAUUCUUUGAGAUGUGGAUUCUCCAGGGAGUGACCAAAUUCUAUAUUUAUUUCCAAUCGUUGGCGUUCGAAACUGAUGCACUGUUACGCGUCUACGAAAACGAAGCUACCAUUGACGUUGAGCGCAUUCCGUGGUCUGCCUUUCCAACGGAUGGCGAUUUUCUUUCUAAACCUGAAAACGACCCAAAUAACCGAGUUUGCAGAUUGGAAGUGCUAUCAGCAAUAAAUGACUGUGUGCUGAGAAGCCGUGGCCAUACCAAAUUUGUAAUUUCGUAUUGA